Messenger RNA from Labrus mixtus (cuckoo wrasse), 924 nucleotides. RefSeq names its product actin related protein 2/3 complex, subunit 4 (gene arpc4). The transcript is spliced from 6 exons. Gene Ontology annotation, biological process: Arp2/3 complex-mediated actin nucleation; actin filament polymerization. Bases 84 to 590 code for a protein of 168 amino acids. Lineage: Eukaryota; Metazoa; Chordata; Actinopteri; Labriformes; Labridae. Gene Ontology annotation, cellular component: Arp2/3 protein complex; actin cytoskeleton. The record is from RefSeq and is a predicted model, not a curated record. Gene Ontology annotation, molecular function: actin filament binding.
AGAGUUGAGUUCCUGUCUUCUCGCGGGAAGACACUGACAGUGUAGCUACUUCCGCCUUUAGCCGCCGCUCGUCACAUAGAGAAAUGACGGCAACCUUGCGUCCUUAUCUAAAUGCAGUGCGUGCUACUCUGCAGGCCGCCCUCUGCCUGGAGAAUUUCUCCUCGCAAGUGGUGGAGAGACACAACAAGCCAGAGGUGGAAGUGCGGAGUAGUAAAGAGUUGCUCCUCCAGCCGGUGAUCAUCAGCCGUAACGACAAGGAGAAGGUUCUGAUCGAGGGAUCUAUCAACUCUGUCAGAGUCAGCAUCGCUGUCAAGCAGGCGGAUGAGAUUGAAAAGAUUCUGUGCCAUAAAUUCAUGCGUUUCAUGAUGAUGAGAGCAGAGAACUUCUUCAUUCUGAGGAGGAAACCUGUGGAGGGCUACGACAUCAGUUUUCUCAUUACCAACUUCCACACAGAGCAGAUGUACAAACAUAAACUGGUGGACUUUGUUAUUCAUUUCAUGGAGGAAAUUGACAAAGAGAUCAGCGAAAUGAAGCUGUCUGUCAACGCCAGGGCUCGUAUUGUUGCAGAGGAGUUCCUAAAAAAUUUCUGAGAGAAAGGGAGAAAACCCAAACAACCUUUUGCAUUGUGGCCAUCACAGUGGCGGGCUCACAUCACUGGGUGGAGGAGGCAAAGCAGGAUCAAUCAAGAGACGCUGAUGACGUGCAGAUAAACAUGCACAGGCCAACGAGUGUUUUGCCCUUUAAACUUACGUUUCCCUUUGCUCUGAAGUAUUGAUGUUUGUAUAUAAUACAUGUUCUCACCACACAUUAGUUUCUGCCAUUAGAACAUCAAAGAAGGUCUGGUCCUGUUUCAAACCAUAUUUUGUUUUCAAUAUUUAUGAGCACAGGGUAAUUUGACAUUUUAAAACGUAUUUAAAUGUUGUU